ACUACGGCUGCCCGUACGUGAACAUGGCGAAUUUACGGAGUGUCAAGGGCAUGGUGGGCCUGGUGACGGGCGGUGCGUCUGGGCUGGGCAGGGCCACGGUUGAACGCCUUGUGCAGAAUGGAGCAUCUGCUGUCAUCCUUGACCUCCCCUCCUCUGAUGGGCAAGCCCUCGCAAAUAGCCUUGGAGACCGCUGCGCCUUCGCACCCGCAGAUGUGACAUCAGAGACAGAUGUCCGAUCAGCAGUUUCUUUGGCCAGAGAGAAAUUUGGGAAGCUGGACCUGGCAGUAAACUGUGCUGGGAUUGCUGUAGCUAUUAAGACCUACAACUUUAAGAAGGACCUCCCUCAUAACCUAGAGGACUUCCAACGUGUUAUCACUGUAAAUAUUGGCGGAACAUUUAAUGUAAUUCGUCUAGCCGUCGGGGAGAUGGCAAAGAAUGAGCCUGAUGCAGAUGGACACAGAGGCUGCAUCAUCAACACAGCCAGCGUGGCAGCCUUUGAUGGACAGGUGGGCCAAGCUGCUUAUUCGGCUUCCAAAGGUGGCAUUGUUGGAAUGACCCUACCCAUCGCUAGAGAUCUGGCACCUAUGGGUAUCAGAGUGGUCACCAUAGCACCCGGCCUGUUCUCCACUCCACUCUUGGCGGGUCUCCCAGAAAAGGUGCGUUCUUUCCUUGCUCGCCAGGUGCCUUUCCCCUCACGACUGGGUGACCCUGCAGAGUUCGCCCACCUGGUGACAUCACUGGCCGAGAACCCCAUGAUCAAUGGGGAAGUCAUCAGACUGGAUGGAGCAAUCCGCAUGCAGCCCUGAGAGAAAAACUUGAUGGCAUGUUGGCCUCAACUCAUGGAAAAUGAGGUGGAUUAUCAUCUUCAGCCACUAAUUGAGAGAAAAAAGUGUUGGAGUGUAUGUGUGUGUCUACCUGUGUAUGUAUGGAACUAAAGCUAAAUAAAGAAUACAGUACACAUGAAUAA
This is a messenger RNA of Lampris incognitus (smalleye Pacific opah), 967 nucleotides long. It is a transcript of the gene hsd17b10, whose product is annotated as hydroxysteroid (17-beta) dehydrogenase 10. Gene Ontology annotation, cellular component: mitochondrion. Lineage: Eukaryota; Metazoa; Chordata; Actinopteri; Lampriformes; Lampridae. The record is from RefSeq and is a predicted model, not a curated record. Gene Ontology annotation, biological process: fatty acid metabolic process; androgen metabolic process; estrogen metabolic process. The transcript is spliced from 6 exons. The coding region runs from base 24 to 806 and encodes 260 amino acids. Gene Ontology annotation, molecular function: estradiol 17-beta-dehydrogenase [NAD(P)+] activity.